CAACAAUGUAGCCCUAUUGGCUGCACAUUGGGCUCAGCCCUCCUCCUAUUGGCUGGCUGACUGGGGUAGCUCUUACUAACCUUUUUGCUGCUGUCUGGGCAACAGCCGGGGUCUGGAUAGCAAAAGGAAGACUGUAGGAACACAUUGGGAGAGAGGACAACUGAGCAAGAGAGGGGACAAGACCUGGAAGGAGGAGAUCCUAACAAAGGGGUGGGAUCAGGAGGGGGUUACCUCAUCUAAAGCCGACAUACUGUGCAGGGAAGAACUUGUGGGAAAGUAAACAGCUCACUAGCAUUCCAGCCUGUGUUCAGUCACAGUGUGCAAGAGUCUGUGAAGAUGAAGCAGCUCCACUCUGCAUUCUGCUGAAACCUUGACUUUAUGGAAGGUGACCGGGAUUAAAGGGUCAAUAGGGAGUUCCUGAAGCUGCCCCGAGGACACAUUUCUGAGGAGAACCAUGUCCACUGCAGUGUCCCAGCAACCGCCAAAGGACGAUGAAGAGGAGGAAGAUGAGGAGCAUGGCGAAGAGUUUCAGUUCGAUGACAGCUCUGACGAGGAGAAACUUCCGGGUGUCGGGAUAGUCUGUGACUCUGAGCAGCUGUCAAAAGAGGAAGUCAGCAAGUUGUUGGAGAAUAAAUCACAAACGGAAGUCCAGUGCGACUCUCAGCAGAUGGUCAGAUGUUCUACUCCCGCUGGAAAGGAGGGGAAUCCCGAUAAGGAUGUAACUUCUAAUGUCACAGCAGAUGUUCUCGUUAACGACUCAUCCAGCCGGUCCGACACAGCAGCAGACGAGGCCGGCACCACGAGCGAAGAACCUACUACUGCACCCUCAACCACUCAGGCUGAUUCAGGACACGAGGAUAAGGAAACUGUCGAGGAGAGCAUCGAGCCUGGGGACGGUUCUGAAGCCCAUGGUGUGGCAGAAUCUGCACCUCAGCCCCCAUUAGAGGUCAUCUAUGACGACGUCCCGUGUGAGGAGCCACACUCCCCUGAUGAUGAUCUGAUCUACGAGGACGUCCAGAGAGACGGCGAUGCAAAUAACGGAUGGAGUUCCAGCGAGUUUGAGAGCUAUGACGAGCAGUCCGACAAUGACGGCAAAGUACCUGCUCGCAGUAAGCUCUCUCCUGAGGUGCGUCGGCUGCGGGAGCGUUGUGCCAAGACCAAGCGUGAGCUGGCCACCAAACUGGCUGGCGCGCACAUCUAUGACAUCAAGGUUCAGAAGCUCAUGAAGGCGGCGAGAAGCGGCACAAAAGAUGGACUGGAAAAAACCCGGAUGGCUGUCAUGAGGAAAGUCCCGUUCCUCAACAGAAAAGAUGCAACUGAUAACGCCCAAGAGGAGGACGACGCAGGGUACCUGGACGUGGUGGUGGCAGAUGACAGACUCGCUCCUCCGCAGCUCAGCUCCAUGCCAGAGGGUCUGACCAGCCACCAGGUUGUCAGGCGGCACAUUCUCAGCUCCAUCAUCCAGAGCGAGCGGAGCUACCUGGAGUCUCUCCUGAGAAUAACUCAGGAAUAUCACAAACAACUGAUGGAAGCGGAUCCACGCAUCUUAAGUCCACGGAAGAUUCGCCCGAUAUUCUACAGAGUGAGAGAGAUCACGCAGUGCCACUCCAUGUUCCAGAUUGCUUUGGCGUCACGUGUCGCGGAGUGGGACAGCAACGAGAAAAUUGGAGACUUAUUUGUUGCCUCGUUCUCCAAGUCCAUGGUUCUGGAUAUUUACAGUGACUACGUCAAUAACUUCACCAACGCCAUGGCUCUCAUCAAGAAGGCGUGUCUGUCCAAGCCUGCAUUCCUGGACUUCCUGAAGAAGAAGCAGGCCUCCAGUGUUGACCGUAUUACGCUCUAUGGCCUCAUGGUGAAGCCCAUCCAACGAUUUCCUCAGUUCAUACUCCUGCUGCAGGACAUGCUGAAGAACACGCCGAAGGGCCACGUGGACCGUCUGCCCUUGCAGCUCGCCCUGACCGAGCUGGAGAUGCUGGCUGAGAAGCUGAAUGAACAGAAACGCGUCGCUGACCAGAUCGCAGAGACUCAGCAGCUCGCCCGCAGCGUCGGCGAUCGCCUGCUCAGCAAGCAACUGAAUUUGGAGCAGGGCUCUCUGGUGCUCUGUGAAACCCUUAUCGAGACGGUGUACGGCGAGCGAGGACAAGUUCUGAAGUCGAAGGAGAGAAAAGUCUUCCUCUUUGAUGAUGUGCUCAUCUGCGCCAACAUAAAUGUCAAAGGGUCUCCAGAUAUCAGCAGCCUGGUUCCUGUUGGACCCAAGUACACCAUGAAAUGGAGUGCCCCCUUGCAGCACGUUCAAGUUGUUGAAGUGGGACAAGAGGGCUCUCAAAGCAAAGACACCAUCUUUCAACAGGGUGGAACGAAGAGGCCAGGAAAAGCUGCCCUGGGUCCACCACGUCUCUACCAGGAGCUGCAGGAACUUCAACACGACCUCUCAGUGGUGGAAGAGGUCACCCUUCUAGUGGGCACGCUGCAGGGAAUGUACCAGAACCUGAACACCACCGUGGCCCAGGACUGGUGUUUGGCUCUGCAGCGGCUUAUCCGAAUCAAAGAAGAACAGAUCCAGAGUGCGAACAAAUGUCGCUUGCGCCUGCAGGUGCCCGGCAGGCCAGAUAAGUCUGGACGUCCUGUCAGCAUAAUGGUGGUCUUCAACACGCCCAGCCCGCUCAGCAAGAUCUCCUGGGUCAACCGUCUGCACCUGGCGAAGAUCGCACAAAGGCCAGAAAACUCGCCUGGAUGGUUGUGUGGAGAAGACGAUGGGAAGCCGGGGCCGUUGAUGUACCCGCUGCUCAUCUGCCACAUGCCUGUUUUUUCAGUCAAGGCGCCACAGCGAAAGCUGGAGGCUGCACUCCACAAUCCUGUUCACUGUGCCAUGCUUGGCUUCUCUGCCGCCAGCACCUCAUUACCUCAAGGAUACCUUUGGGUGGCCGGAAGUGGAGGUGAAGGGUCCCUUGGGCAGAUCGAGAUCUUCUCCCUCAAUAGGCCGACACCAAGAACCGUGAAAAGCCUUCAGGUGGACUCUGCCGUCCGCUGUUUAGAAUACGUGCCAGAAUCGUCUCCCACGGAGGAGUCCGAGCCGGAGGUUCAGAAGACAUCGCCCACAGUCUGUGUUGGUUUAGAUGAUGGACGAAUUCUGGUGUUUGGCAGCAUCGACACAGCGGCCCAGUGUCUUCUGACUCUUCACAACAGCGAUGGCUGUCCGGUGCUCUGCCUCAAGCACUCGCAGCGCUUCCUGUUCGCUGGCCUGCGCAACGGAGACUUGAUGGUCUAUCCCAGGAGGAAGAGCGAUCACCUGUGGGACGAUGACUCCCGCAGAUGUGUGAUCGUGGGUUCCGAACCGGUGAGAACCAUGUUGGUGCUGGACGACACGGUGUGGGCCAGUUGUGGGAAUUCUGUCACCGUUUUGGAAAUCUCCACUUUCAACACUCAGAAAUUCGAAGUUCAUCCAGAGCCACUGGUCAGUGUUGCUCACAUGGCCCGAGCAGGUGGAGGUGUGUGGAUGGCGUUUUCGGAGGGGUCCUCCAUUCGGUUGUUCCAUACAGAAACCCUGGAGCUGCUGCAGGAAAUCAACGUCUCAACGCGCUCCACGUUGCUCAACAUUGGUCAACAGAACAUGCGAGUGACGAGUCUGCUGAUUUGCCAAGGGCUGCUGUGGGUGGGAACCGCCCAAGGCCUGAUUAUAACACUCCCAGUUCCCAAACUAGAGGGCAUCCCCAAAAUAAAAGGAAAGGGAAUGGUCUCCCUGAAUGCUCAUUGUGGUCCCGUAGAGUUCCUGGUGGCCACCAGCAGCUCUCUUUCUCCUGAUCUACUGAAGCGAGACUCCGUGGGAGAUGGCCCGGAUUCAGCUUUUGGAGGCGAGGAGCCCAGCGACACGUCUUCUCAGGAGUCUCUUCAACAACCGUCCCCCUAUCCAGCAGAGGGCCGAGGAAAGGGCAGAGGCAUUCUGCUGCAGUACAGGCUGCGCUCCACGUCUGGACUUCCAGGGCGACCACUCACAGCCCUGGUGGAUGAAGCAUCCGACUCGUCUCUGGAGUCUUUGGAGCACAGUGUGGAGGACGGCUCUAUAUAUGAGCUGAGUGAUGACCCGGAAAUGUGGGUUCGUGGGCGAUCUGUGGAGAAAGACGGGGCCCGUAGGGACAGGGUUAUAUCGGCGGCUGUCCUCUCUGGGGGAAAGGGCUUCCGUCGGCUCACAGGUAGUACUCAAGCAGGUACAAGGACAAGCGGCGAGAGUACGGAGAACGUUCUAAUGGCCUGGCAGCUCCCAUUGACAGUAUGAAGUGUGCAAUGAACCACACAGUGACAGUUGUGUUUAGGGUUCUGCCCUCUAGAUCCAUAUGGAAGGCCAGGUGUUAGCGCUCUCACACACUUCUUUAGGCACUGAACGGAAGGUACAUCAGCGACUAACAUCUUCCAGUCGAGCUGCAUCGAUAAACCUCAUGAUCACUAAUGCCAACGCGUCACCAUAUUGACAUGUGGCAAUGCUUCUGCGCUGACACUUUUCAAUCUGCCAUGCUCGGCGGACAAGGAAAUGGACGGCUGAUCCUGUGGGAAAGUCCCAAUCGGUUUAAGGCGCAGGGGACAACUGCAGGGAGCACAUUUGCAUCCUCUUCUCAGCCUUCACAGCACCUUGUGUCCCACCUAAUGUGAAUGUCCGACGCCAACUAGAGUGUCAGAGAAAAAAAAAUAACAAAAAAAGUAUGUUCCAGAAUGUGUAAAUACUAAGGUAUUUUCAGGUGAGCUUGAACAAAACAUCAUGAACUGUGUUUACGAUUGUGUUUAUGCGGUUUAUCUGGUCAUUUUCAUCCCCUAAAAACCCUCUUUGCAUGGAACCACCUGCUAUUGAAUCUAAACAUUUAGCCUAUUACCCGAAUGCCAGCAACAUUUGUUCAGUGAAGCUCUAUUUCAAGUGUCUACAGCCGGCUAAGACAAAUGGAUGACAUAAAGCAGCACUACGUAGUUCAAGAAUAUUUGGUUUUGACACCGCCACUGGUAAAAGAGCGUAACAACAAACUGUUAUGAAGCCCCGCGUCUGCAGUCCCGCUUCAUGUUUGUUUGGGAGGAUGGAUCACGGACACUCAACAAGAGUGUGUAUUCACUCGUGCGAUCAACCACAAAACCAAAGGGAAUUUUAGAUAUGUUUUCUGUCGUUCGGUAUAAGAAUUUGAGCUCAAUCAUUAUGGCCAGUAAAGAAAGCCUGAAACAAGCGAGCGGCUCAAGAAUUUGAAAGAAGACUGGCUAUAAUAAAGGGAUGUUUGUUCACAAAGUGCUUCACUUGAGAGAAGACAAGGUCUUUUUUUGGUUUGUUUUUUUUACGUUCUUACAUUAUAAACUCAGCUUGUGAUCAAAGAGAGUGUGAUCACCACAACGUUGAUUUCUUUUCAGUUGAAAGUGAAGCCAGAUUUCAGGUCAACAAGCUAGCGUUCUUCAGAGAGUUGUACACUAGAAUGGCAAACGGGGAUGAUGUGUGAUAUGUUGACGUCGCUCAGUAGGUUUGUGGUGUGUCUGCAGGGACUGCAGAGAGACAGUUGUGAUGUCACACAAUUGAGGUGGUGCUUCAACACUGCUAAUAAAAUUAAAUUUACUAUACCCAUCACAGCUAAUCCGUUUGUCUGGCUAUAUCAACGCUAAAGGUUGGUAUAGAAAAUAAAACCGCUUUAAUAAAGUAAUUGCCUGCAAGCCAAUUCAAGUUCCGUGUGAGCGGAAAAUAUGAAUAAAAUAAUUACUCGAAAAAUCAUUUAAAAGAAUCAUGAAAUUCUACGUAGUGUUGCUUUAUCAUGGUUUACACAAAACACAAUUCCACUUCUGAUUUUAGAAUACAAAAGAAACAUUCAAACAAUCAUGAAUCGUGGGUACAGAACCUUGUAAUUCGAACCCAGAACAAGACCAAGGAAAAAGCAAUGUUAAGCUGAAGGUAAGUAGCUUCACUGCUAUUGUCAGCCAGGCUGUCUCACAGCUCUGUGUUCUUUCUUUUGAAAGCUCUUUUGUCUCCAUUUACCACCUCAGUUAAAGUCCAAUGCACUUAUACUAUACUACUCUAAUGUACGACAGUGUUGACGCUCACCAAGCAAUUCACAUGUAUAGUCUGCAGAUCUGAAUAUGUGUGAGACAUGUCAGUGACAAGUGACUCUGUGAGCUGUUCAAUAUUGUGACUGUGUAAAACUCGGCUAUCAAAUGAAAUGCUCGUCAUGUGAAAUCACUGAAACAACAGUAUGGUAUUCAGCGUUGUCAACGUCUGCAAACAUGUAAGGAAGUUAAGCAUUUAAUGUGCCGAAGUCACGUGUAUUAUCUGGAGACGGUGAAUAUUCAUGACUGGUCCAACUGUACUAAUGAGAAUUUGACUGUAAUUAAACUAACUCCUUUGAGAAACAAGGAGAAUGGCAGUGUUGUUGUUU
Messenger RNA from Synchiropus splendidus (mandarinfish), 6389 nucleotides. It is a transcript of the gene arhgef10la, whose product is annotated as Rho guanine nucleotide exchange factor (GEF) 10-like a. The record is from RefSeq and is a predicted model, not a curated record. Gene Ontology annotation, biological process: actin cytoskeleton organization; positive regulation of stress fiber assembly; SREBP signaling pathway. Gene Ontology annotation, molecular function: protein binding; guanyl-nucleotide exchange factor activity. NCBI's taxonomy places the organism in Eukaryota, Metazoa, Chordata, Actinopteri, Syngnathiformes, Callionymidae. Bases 455 to 4273 code for a protein of 1272 amino acids. Gene Ontology annotation, cellular component: cytosol. The transcript has 27 exons.